Molecule: messenger RNA, 5256 nt
Organism: Conger conger (European conger)
Lineage: Eukaryota; Metazoa; Chordata; Actinopteri; Anguilliformes; Congridae
Product: UPF0606 protein KIAA1549-like
Exons: 24
Coding region: 1-5256 (1751 amino acids)
Source: RefSeq, a predicted model, not a curated record
AUGUCAUCCUCCGCCCGCCGCCGCGGCUCCAGCCUGUCGCGCCGACACGCCUUCGCCAUUCGCUGUGUCAUCGCGCCUGUCGCCGGGCAGAACACGGCCGCCGUUUACCACUCGCCGGGGUGGUCCGGGGGCUCGCCCGUCACCUCGGUUCGACGUACGCGGGACCUGCCGUCUGCGGGGUCCAGCUCUUUGCCAGCGGCAGCGUGGCCCCCGGACCCCAACCCGAGGUCACCCGCCCCCGAGGCCGCCUGGUCGUCCAGGCCGGGUUCCGUGGCAACCGCGGGACACCUUCCUAACGCGUCCGCGACUCAUUUCAGCACCCCUCCCUCGCGCUCUUCGCGAUCGGCGGCCACACCACCCGGGCUGACAAGUCGGAGGUCUGUCUCGGCGACUCCGGAUGGUUCCGAUCCUCCGCUGACCCCCAGUGCCCGACGGAGCGGUUCGGGGUCCAGUACCUCGGGUAUCCUGACAUCAGCACCUCAGAGGCCCGGAGAAGGCGCCGGAAGCAAGUCGAGCGCUGGCACCAAAUUUCCCGGAAAGGCGGGAGGUUCCUUUUCAAGCCCAAGUCUUCCUGUCAGCCCCACCGGCCAAUCCCAAGGCUCUGAGCAGGCCAGCAGAGACUCCGCGCUCAGCGACGCCGCUCAAGGUAUUCACCUUCUCCUGAACCCGCCGGAGAUGCCUCUCCCGAGCCAGGGGCCCUUCGUCCGGCCCCACACCACCACCCGGGCGGCGCCUGAGCCCACGAUGGUUCCUCCAGAGGAGUUCUACCCAACCCACACCAUGGAGGACGACUGGGGGUCCGGGGACUACCUGGAGACCAUGUCCUUCAUGGGACCUGAGGGAGACGACUUCCCGCUGGCCACCAGCCUGCCCACGGAUGUGUACGACCAAGAGGACUGGAGCACCGAAGUUUACGACACGUCCUUCCCCUCCAGGAUAGUCCCGCCUCUGUCCUCCUUGCACGUCUCCAUUUCUCCCACCUUCACCACGGCCUACGGCGGCGGCCUCCGCUCGGCCGAGCCCUCGACGCCCCGGCCUUCUCGAGACCGGCCCUCUCCGGCCACGACCCAGAGGGGUCCGGACGAGGGCUCGGACCCGGACUGGGCCGACACCUACACCGUGGAGCCGACCGAGAUCCUGCUGCCGGAUAUGAACAGCCUGGAGUACUACACCACGCUGCUGGCCAAGGAGAACUCCAGCGCAGCCCAGCGCAACCUCACCUCCUCGGGCCACCUUCCCCAGGCGUCCCUGGCGACCCCCCACAUCUCGCCCACCAGCUCCCUGCCUGCAGGGCUCACCCCAACCGCGGAGGAGUCCUCCGGGGACGAAUCGGGCUCAGGAGCCCCCAAUUUUACCACCACCGAUGGAGGCGUUAUCCGGCCCUAUCUGGAGAACGGUUCGGAGCCCGUGCUGGAGCCGUCGGGGACACUUACGCCUUCCAUGACGCUCUCCACCUCUCUGUGGGGGGGUCAGGUCUCCGCGGUGCCGACGCCAUUGCCUGGGGCGACCAGCAGCUCCGCCUCCCAGGGCUCGGAUGGUCAGUGGUUCAUCUCGGCCUCCUCGACGGAGACGGCGCUUCGCCCUACGGCGAGUGCCACCACCCACGCCACGCCCGCGCUGAGCAGCUCCACCCUGUCCUCCACGCCCUCGCCCAUCACCGCCGCCACCGGCUUGGCUGACCAAGGCCCGGAGACCGCGACCACUGGCGCCGACCGCAGCCAGACCACGGCCAAAGACGCCGAACCGGCUUCCACCGCGACUCCCGGUCGAACCUCCACGCUGACCACCACGACCGGGGGACCGUUAGUUGUGACCUCCAAAAUCCCGCUGUCCACAGCCGGUCGCCAAUACCUCUGCAACAUCACCAAGCCCGAGACCUACUUAGUCAGAGCGGACUUUCCAGAGGGGUCCACUACCGGUUACGGCAAGUCCCUCCUCCGUGAGGUCCUUAAGGGUGAAUUCAACCGCUCGUUCGAGCUACAGAUUCUGAAAUCGCCGUCAGACUUUGUCUUCCGCGUGGUGUCGGGCACUGUGGUCUACACGGCGAUCUCGGUCAUCAACGCGAUUCGCCAGUCCGCCCGAAGUUCCUCUGUGGGCCUGACGGCCAUGCCUGUAGUCGCCGUGCCCGACUCCAAGUUCCAGGUCCACUCAGUGCUGCAGUUCGUGCCCAGCCACCUGGACGUGCGUCUGUGCAGCUUCGCCGAGCGCAUCGAGAGAGGCCUCACCAUGGCCUACGCUGAAGUGCGCCGGCGCUCCAACGAGUCCACCAACUUCAGCGUGCACAUUCUGAACAUCACGACCAGCGUCCCGAAGCCCCAGCGGCAGCAGAGGGCGCCGGUGGACGUGACCUUCGCCGUGCGGGACGGGAGCGGGUACCUGAGGGGCUCGGACGUCAGCGCGCACCUGCGGCUGCUCAACACCGUGGAGUUCAGCUUCCACCUGGGCUUCCCCGUGCUGCAGGUCGCCGAGCCGUUUCACUACCCGGAGCUCAAUGUCACCCAGGUGCUGAGGUCCUCCUGGGUCAGGACAGUGUUGCUGGGUGUGCUGGAUCAGCGGGUGAGCGAGCGCACCUUCCAGGCUAAGAUGGAGCGGCGUCUGGCCCAGCUGCUGGGGGAGGUGCUGGGGUCAGCGCGGCGAUGGAGGAGGGCCACCAGCGUGGGCAACAACACUAUGCAGAUUGUGCAGGUGUCCCGGCUGGAGGGCUCAGACCACCCCCUGGAGGUGGUGUACUUUGUGGAGGGCCCCAGCGGGGAGAGGGUCCCGGCCGUCACCACCUCCGACAUGCUGAACCAGCUGGACGUGCAGCGGGCCGCCAUCGUCCUGGGGUACCGCGUGCAGGGGGUCCUGGCCCAGCCGUUUCACUACCCGGAGCUCAAUGUCACCCAGGUGCUGAGGUCCUCCUGGGUCAGGACAGUGUUGCUGGGUGUGCUGGAUCAGCGGGUGAGCGAGCGCACCUUCCAGGCUAAGAUGGAGCGGCGUCUGGCCCAGCUGCUGGGGGAGGUGCUGGGGUCAGCGCGGCGAUGGAGGAGGGCCACCAGCGUGGGCAACAACACUGUGCAGAUUGUGCGGGCGUCCCGGCUGGAGGGCUCAGACCACCCCCUGGAGGUGGUGUACUUUGUGGAGGGCCCCAGCGGGGAGAGGGUCCCGGCCGUCACCACCUCCGACAUGCUCAACCAGCUGGACGUGCAGCGGGCCGCCAUCGUCCUGGGGUACCGCGUGCAGGGGGUCCUGGCCCAGCCGGUGGAGAAGAUGGACGCCCCGCCCUCGGAGACGCAGAGCAGCAACAUGUGGAUCAUCGUGGGCGUGGUGGUGCCCGUGCUGGUGGUGCUCAUCAUCAUCAUCAUCCUCUACUGGAAGAUGUGCCGCACCGACAAGCUGGAGUUCCAGCCCGACGCCAUGGCGACCGUCCAGCAGAGGCAGAAGCUCCAGGCUCCCAGUGUUAAAGGCUUUGACUUUGCCAAGCUGCACCUGGGUCAGCACAGUAAGGAUGACAUCAUGGUGAUCCAGGAGCCCGCCCCCCUCCCCGCGCCCGUAAAGGAGGCGACGCCGUCGGAGAGCGGGGACGUGCCCACCCCCAAAUCCAAGACCUCCUCCACCAAGGCGUCCCGCGCAGCCCGCCGCAGAGGGAGGAUCUCCCCGUCGGACGGAGACUCCAUGGCGAGCGAGCCGUCGAGCGGGAGGGAGUCGACCGAGGAGAACCUGAGAGCGCCCGUCACCCCCUGCGAGGGGAAGCAGAACCGCAAAGCCACCAAGAACGGGAAGAAUAAAAUUGGCCCCCCGCCGGCGAACGGGACGGACGAGCAGCUCUCCUCGGCCUCCAUCUUCGAGCACGUGGACCGCAUGUCUCGCUGUGGGGACGGGACGCGGCGCGUGGCCAAUAAGAUCCAGCUGAUCGCCAUGCAGCCAAUCCCGGCCCCGCCCCAGCACAGCCCCGCCGUCACCGAGCGCGUGUCCGAGAGCGCCAAGAUCAACAAGGAGAUCCAGGUGGCACUGCGGCACAAGUCGGAGAUCGAGCACCACCGCAACAAGAUCCGGCUGAGGGCCAAGCGCAGGGGCCACUACGACUUCCCCGCCAUGGACGACAUCAUGGACACCUUCGGCGACCUCAAGGACCCCGACCAGAUCUACCAGAAGGCCCAGAUGCAGAUCGACAAGAUCCUGGACCCCGAGGCGCACAUGCCCUCCAUCUUCAUGGAGCCCAGGAAGAGCGCCCGGGGGAAGCGCUCGCCCAAGCAGAGGAAGAAGCCGCAGGUGAACGGGACGGCGCUGGAGGAUAAGGACCGGCUCAUCACCACCGACAGCGACGGCACCUACCGGAAGUACCCCGGCGUCAACAACGUGGCCUACGUGUCGGACCCAGACCAGCUCCCAGAGAUCCGGAGCCCCUCCCCCAGCGACGACGUGUUCCUGGCCCCCGGCUCCCCCCCCCCGGGCCCGGCCCCGCCGCCCCCCUACGUGCCCCCGCAGCCCUCCAUCGAGGAGGCCCGGCAGCAGAUGCACUCCCUGCUGGACGACGCCUUCGCCCUGGUGUCGCCCUCCUCCCAGGGCAGCACGCCCGGCAUCAACCUGCCCAGCUCCAGCCCCCCGCCCCGCACCCCCCGCGCCCCGCCCAGCGGCCAGUGGGGCUCCCCCCACCCCUCCGCACCGGCCCUCAGCCCCUUCUCCGCGAGAUACGCUGAGCUCGGCAUGUCCCCUCCCUCGGUCCAGAGCUUACUACAGCGUCAGGGCCUGGGUUCGGGGUACACAACUGACGCAGGACGUGGGGAGCAGCUGCAGCCGGACGCCCUGUACUCCAGCAGGGCGCUAUACUCCGAGGAGCUGCCCUCCUCUGCCCGGCCCCGGCCAGUAGGGGGCACUACAGGCGCCCAGCUUCAUCACCUGACGCAGGUGGGUCUGUCGAGUCGGAUCAGCGCGUACCCUGGGGGGGGCAGGGGGGGCUCAGCUCAGCCAGGAGCCACCGUCUGGGGACCCUAUCGCCCCGAGGAUGAGUACAGCAGAUCUGCCCCCGUCAGAGACACUGUCCUGGGCUCCCCCGACAGCUCGGUCCCCUCCCUGUUCCAGAUGCCGCGCACCUCGCUGAGGGAGCCCUCGGCCCCCCCGACCCUCCUGGACCCCCCCGGGCUGGCCUACCCCUCAGCCCCCCUGGAGGAUAACUCGCCCCCGAGCCACUCCUCCGCCUCCCUCAUCAAGGCCAUCCGGGAGGAGCUGAUGCGCCUCUCCCAAAAACAGGCCGCCGUGCCCAACUACCACGGCUGA